AACAUUUUAUCACGAAGUGCUAUUCUUACAUCCGAAAAAAUGGCAACUUCUCCAAAUACUACAUUAACUUCGCCAAAGAAGAAAGAUGAGUCAAUUCUCGAAAAGAUUGGCACUCUAGGAAGGAAGAAGAAGGUUAAAGAAGCGAUUGAGCUACAAGAAGAGGGUAAAAAUGCCAUAGAAUCACCAACAAGUCCAACAACAGCAAAUGUAGGACCAGAGGGGUACUUCCUAGAGGAAAAUGAAGAGCGUUCAAUGAUUGAACCCAAUUCCAGAGAAGACCCAAAAGUGAAAGAAUUAAUGAAAUUGCUACUAGAAUGGAUCAAUGAUGUAUUGGCAGAUGAUAGAAUCAUUGUGAAGGAUAUAGAAGAGGAUCUCUUCGAUGGACAGAUCUUACAAAAAUUGAUCGAAAAGUUAGCAGGUAUAAAAGUAGAUGUUACAGAAGUUUCGCAGUCGGAGAUGGGACAGAAGCAAAAACUGCGUGUGAUUCUUGAUGUUAUAAAUAGAAUAUUGAAUCUCCCGCAGCUUGGAGCAUGGAAUCAGCAAAAAUGGAGUGUUGACAGUGUACAUUCAAAGAAUUUGAUUGCAAUUCUACACCUGCUUGUUGCCCUGGCCAGACAUUUUCGAGCACCAAUCAGAUUGCCUGAAAAUGUCUAUGUGUAUCUUGUUGUUGUACAGAAGAGAGAUGGCAUGCUGCAGCCAAGACGUGUUGCUGAAGAAAUCACUGGAACAAAUGAAGAUGUUGGUGGAAAGUUUGAACGUGAUGCCUUUGAUACAUUGUUUGAUCAUGCACCGGAUAAACUGAAUCUUGUGAAAAAGACAUUGGUGACAUUCGUAAACAAGCAGCUUCUCAAGGUGAACUUAGAAGUAUCAGAUAUUCAUACACAAUUUCAUGAUGGUGUAUACCUAGUACUGUUGAUGGGUCUGUUGGAGGGAUAUUUUGUACCACUACACAGUUUUCAUCUGACACCUACAGAGUUUGAUCAGAAGGUGCACAAUGUAGGCUUUGCCUUUGAACUAAUGCAGGAUGCUGGUCUGCCUAAACCCAAGGCACGAGCUGAAGAUGUGGUUAACCUUGACUUGAAGUGUACACUGCGAGUACUAUACAACAUUUUCACAAAGUACAAGGACACACCAAUGCCUUAGAGGUCAAGGACGCUUGGCUGAUUUUGAAAAGUCAAGGUUUUUAAAAAAAGAAUCUCCAACCAAAAUGGAUCUUUAUAUUAUACCAGUGCCAAUAACUGUCAUUUAUCAUGCAUCAUUACUUUUUGUCUUAAUAAAGUCAUUAAAGUUAAUUGCAAUCAAUUAUAUGUGUUUCGCAAUAGUUAAUCAUAUUACAGGAUACGUUUAGGUUUAGUUUUGUUAUUUUUGUAUGAAAAAUGAUGCGCAUUCUCUAAUUACACAUGCACUUGGGCUCACAUGAGCAGUUUAAUAUCUGGUUCAAUGCAUUUUGUAUUUUGUACAUGAAAUUACCAUAGCCCUGUGUAUGAAUCUGUUCUGUAUUGCAACCCUGCAGACAUUAUGAAAUGGUUUACUAGUAUGUGUAUUACAAAUUUUCACCUAUUAUGGCAUGAUAUAUUCUCUAACUAUCUAAACUGUUUGUAUGUCGAUAUAUUUGAGGUGAUAAUGAGAUUGUUUAUUGAUGAAAGGAUAAGAAAAGGUUCUUUGAUCAAUAACUGAUGAAUAAUUGUUUCUGUCAUGCACUUACAAAAUGUACUUUUUCCAGAUCUUAAUGUAGAGAAUGUGGAAAAUCGAGUGUGAGGAAAAUUAAGCACGUUUUCAAAAAAAAAAAAAAAAAUAAAAAAAAUUUAAAAGUUGGAAAGAAUAAUACAGAGUUUGAUUUUAUAUAUAAAAAUAAAAGUUUAAAAAGUCCCAAGAUUUUGCUAUACAUAACAUCAUUGAAACUGCUAUUAUAGGAAUAUUGAAAUUGCUAUCAAUACCAUUAGAUAACGUUUGUAAUACUUAAAAAAAAGAGAAUGUCCCAAGCAAGAUUUUUUAUGCGUCACAAUUUCUAUGUAAUGUUUGCUGAAAACCGUGGAUAACUGGAACAUUAUGUCCAUGAGAAAUCAAUGUUUUAAGCGAUUUUAAUCUAAGCAUAUUUCUAACAUUCACUUUUCAUAUAAAACAGUAAUUAACCAUUUAGGUUUCUGUAAAUUAUUUUCCCCAGGGGUAUAGGAACUACUUGAAAAAUAUCAUUUACAGAAUGCUGCAAUAUUCAUGAUUGUUUCAAGCCAAGCAUGUUACGAUUUUAAUUGGCUGAAACAUCAUUAAAGUGUCACUAGCAGGCAAAUUAUGUAUGUUAAAACAUAUAAUUAAUUGAUAUAAUCAUUCUAAUGAGAAUUGGUUCACAGACUGUGAAGUAUGGCAGUUUAUGAGAUUUUGAAAUUACAGCUGGGAGACAUAUACUGAAAUUAUUGAUAUUUGGGGUGGGGGGAGGGGGACUGAUUUGUGGCAAGUCAUGAAAUUUGAAUUGCAAUGAACAAACAAAUUCUUACUCAUCACCUUCAUCAGUUGAAAAUCCAUAAAUCUGGGUCCCCAUGAAAUCCCCUCCUCCCCCUGCCCCCCGGCGAAUUCUUUUCAUAGACUGGUUAAGGCCUAAACUUACCUGGUAUCCUUUUUCAGGAUUUUCAGAUAAUUGAGGGGGUGGGGAUGGGGGGGGGGGGGUGAGGGGAGGGCACAAAAGAGUACCAGAUAGUAGUAAAUGUACAUGUUGGUUUCUAUUUUAACUUCAUUGUAGAUGUAAUAAUGACAAGUCUGAUGGGAUUUUAAAAAGGAAAAUACAUGUCUUAGAAUAUGUGCAGGUGAUUUUAUUCAUAAGUUUGAUCUACACCAUACCAUGCCUUACCAUUUAUGAUAGUUAUAAGAAAAAUGUCAUAUCAGAAAUUUUUCCUAUAGGAUACAUUAUCCCAGUAUUCUUUGCAGUUUAAGCAUUUCAGAAGUAUUAAUUAUCAAGUAAAUUCGUUUUAGUAAUUUAGAGAAUAUAACAACUUUUUGUAAAAAUAAAGAAGGAAUCAAAAUUUCUGCAUUUAUUAAGUACCGGUAAAUUUCAUUUCUUGCUUUGGCUUCUAUGUCCUAGAUUUGCCGUGGUCUGAAAAGACCUGUAUAUAUGCAUUUUAACCCUUAUCAUGCUGGACACGAUUUAUUCUGCCUUUGCGACCAGUGUAGAUCAUGAUCAGCCUGCACAUCUGAGAUUUUACAGACUGUUUGCAGACUAUUAUAUGCUCCUGAAUGGUACUUGACAAUUUUUUUUUUAAAUGUUGGAAGUCUAAUAGUGACUAUUGUAUGUAGAUAUGUAUGUUUACAAUAAUCUUACUAGUAUAUUGUUCAUUGUUAUUCUGUUAUAUAUUGGUGAUAUUUUUAAGUAUUCUAAGACAAGUUUUUACGAAUGAAAUGUUUCAGGGCAAUUCAAUUUCGGAUUUUACAGUCAUGAACAUUUAAAGGGGCCUGUCUAAUAUUGUUGGGAAUAUUUGAUUUUUUUUUUUUUUUUGAUUUUUUUCAUGCACUCUUUGUACAAAAUAGAAGGUGGAACAGUAGCUUUACAAAAACUAACUUUGUACAAAAUGUUGGUGUCAUUUUAUUAAUGGAUCUGUUAGUUUUGCAUGGACUUAACUCAGAACUUCAUUGAAAAGUAGAGACUCAUCUUUUUGCAUUUUUUGACCAUAAUUUACUAGUUGUCGAAAAAAAUGUUGACAAAAUUCAUCUAGUGGAAUGAAUUUAAGUAAUAAGUGACUGAUAUAUAUUCAUGAUUGAUAUGUGAGUUAAUGAAUUCAUUAGCCUCUGUAAUAUAACGAAGUCAGAGGUAUUUCAGUGUAUAUGUAAUAAGUCUUUGAGAAUUUUUGACAGUUUUGACAAAUUAUUGAUCGUUUCUAAGCGCAGUCUUGAAUUUGACUACUGACAUUAUUGUAUUGUGAACUAACAUUUAUAACCAUGGAGCAUGGACUAUUUUGAAUAUUUUCAGAAAACCUCAGCAUAAAAUAUUCAGUGUCUUGUUUAAUAGGUGUACAUUUAUUGAACUCUUGUCAAUGUUUACAGAAAAAAAAGUUAAGAAUAAACAAAAUUGUUUAGUUUCAGUGAGUUGACAUAUUGUAGAGAUGUAGUUCAAAGCAUGAUUCCUUUGGAGGUUUCCAAUUGGUGGAAAAAAAAUUCUAACCAGUAAAACCUUUUAAGUCUUAUAUCCUACAUAAUGUGGUAGUUUUCCUUUUUGAAGUAAAUGAUUUUAGUGUGUUUCUAGUAUGAAUACUUAAGCAGAUGGCUGUAUUUUGGCCACUGUUUCCAUAAUGAACAAUUUUGAAGCUUUUAUAAACCUCAUAAAAUUUCACUCUCAGGGCUUUUUUUUCAAGUCACUCACAUCCUUACUUGAUACUGCUUGUUACUAUUUUCAUAUAUUCUGUGCCAGACAAAAAGUAUACAGUCGAACUUCGUUCGCUCAGACUCUACAGGAUCGGCAAAAUUUGUUCGAGUCAGCGGUAGUUAGAGCCAUUAAAACAAUAUGAAAAUACAGGGAUUUUGCCAGGACUUGACGAUGAGUUCGAUCAAAGGUUGGUGGUCGAAUUAUAUGAGUUCUGGCGAACAAAGUUCGACUGUAAUAGAGUUGGUUCAUAUCAUGCAUAUUCAGAUCAGUUCAAAGUCAGUUGCAGCAUGAAAUGAGCCGCGCCAUGGGAAAGCCAACAUAGUGGCUUUGCGACCAGCAUGGAUCCAGACCAGCCUGCGCAUCCGCGCAGACUGCGCGGAUGCGCAGGCUGGUCUGGAUCCAUGCUGGUCGCAAAGCCACUAUGUUGGUUUUCUCUUGACACGGCUCAAAUAGUAAUUAAUCCAUAGCAAGCAGUGACUGCAAAACAUUUCAAUCUUUGAUUAUGAUUAAACCGAAAAACCGCUAAUCUUACUUACAUAAGGACAUACUUAAUUAGUUCUUUUGUUGUUCUUUGUUACAUCAGUGACUGAAAGACAUAACUGUCGUGUUUGAAGAUUGAGCAAAAUUAAUCACAGAAAUAUCUCCAUAUUACAGAAUGAUUCCUUUAUAAAUGAACCAUUUUCAGUUCCUUAUUGAUUAAAUUGAAAUUUUAUUUUAUGAUUAUGCACCUAAAAUAGUUUCACUGUCAACCCUUGAUUUACCUUUACAAAAGGUGUAUAGCUCAUUGCAUAUUCCGCAUGUAAGUACAAUGUCUUCAAUCACAUCCUUUAUGGUAUUUUGAAACUGUUGUAAAAUACUUUUGAUGUUUUGAUAUUGUUUGACACUGGUUGUCAGCAGGUUUUGUGAACUGAUAGUUGCUUAUUUGAUAAUCACCACAAAAAUACAUUGACUUAAUAAAACAGUUUAACCACUUAUUGUGCUGUGGUUAGGAUACCUGUUGUAUUUGAAGACAGUAAAAAUAAGGUUGUACAGUAAAAUACAAUAUCUUUGGGCACCUACCGGUAUAGCUAGAGCACCCAGAUUCCCUUGAGCAUAUAUGUGUAUAGCACCUAGGCUCAUUUGAGCAUUGAUUGUUAGAGCAUGCAGGCUCACUCAAGCAUCAGUGGGUAUGGCACCCAGGCUUACUCAAGCAUCAAUGGGUGUGGCACACAGGCUCACUCUAGCAUCAGUGGGUAUGGCACCCAGGUUCACUCAAGCAUCAGUGGGUAUGGCACCCAGGUUCACUCAAGCAUCAGUGGGUAUGGCACCCAGGUUCACUCAAGCAUCAGUGGGUAUGGCACCCAGGCUUACUCAAGCAUCAACGGGUGUGGCACCCAGGCUCACUCUAGCAUCAGUGGGUAUGGCACCCAGGUUCACUCAAGCAUCAGUGGGUAUGGCACCCAGGUUCACUCAAGCAUCAGUGGGUAUGGCACCCAGGUUCACUCAAGCAUCAGUGGGUAUGGCACCCAGGCUUACUCAAGCAUCAACGGGUGUGGCACCCAGGCUCACUCUAGCAUCAGUGGGUAUGGCACCCAGGUUCACUCAAGCAUCAGUGGGUAUGGCACCCAGGUUCACUCAAGCAUCAGUGGGUAUGGCUAGUUCACUUGUCCCUCCAUGAUUUGCUUAAGUUUUCUUUAUUUCGGAUUGAUCAUUGAACAUUUUCCGCAUCCCCCCUGGAACCGAGAGUGAUUGGUAUUUUACUGUAUUAUCUAUCCAUGCAUGUCAUAGGUGUCUUACAAUGGUAAGCCUGUUUAUUUGUGUUAAUUAUGCAGACAUUUGAUGGGAGUAAUGUCAUAUUUGUUGUUUCUGGAUGUUCAGUCUAUCUAUAGAGAUUAAUUCCUUGGCUAAAAUUGAAUUACUAUAUUUACUAAAAAUAAGAUUUAAAGAAAAUUUUGUCAGAGAUUAAAUAAUGGAAAACUAGACACCUGUAUGUUGCACAUCCUUAGAAUAUGUGUUUGAAUUAAAAUAUUUAUAUGAAGAUAUUAAAUUUGUAGGAAUAAUCAUUUGAUAUAUAUUGCAAGCAUCAAUAUUGUGUUGUUUAUGUAAAUAAUAAUCAAGCUUUUGUAUUAUUCAUUGCAAGUUAUUGUCUACGUGUAAAAAUGUGUAUCAUUUGUUAUAUAGAUUGUAUUUAUUACAGACGACUUGUACAAUACCAUUUUAGAUUUUUUUGGUGCUAUAAAUAUUGUAAUGUGUAAAACUUUCUAAAAUUAAAAUUUAAAUCAAAUAUC
This is a messenger RNA of Mercenaria mercenaria, 6615 nucleotides long. Its product is annotated as beta-parvin-like. The record is from RefSeq and is a predicted model, not a curated record. Gene Ontology annotation, biological process: cell projection assembly; actin cytoskeleton organization; substrate adhesion-dependent cell spreading. Gene Ontology annotation, cellular component: cytoplasm; focal adhesion; actin cytoskeleton. The transcript has 13 exons. Bases 40 to 1143 code for a protein of 367 amino acids. Gene Ontology annotation, molecular function: actin binding. Lineage: Eukaryota; Metazoa; Mollusca; Bivalvia; Venerida; Veneridae.